Messenger RNA from Drosophila montana, 697 nucleotides. RefSeq lists its product as uncharacterized. Lineage: Eukaryota; Metazoa; Arthropoda; Insecta; Diptera; Drosophilidae. The record is from RefSeq and is a predicted model, not a curated record. The transcript has 3 exons. Bases 231 to 605 code for a protein of 124 amino acids.
ACGCCUCCUGAUCCCCUCCAUUCAUCUGAAUGGCCGCAUUAAUUGCCACAUUCUCUGUCUGCACAUGGCCCACUGUCACAUUGGAGGACUCCAGCAGCGCCUUGAUUAGCUGCUCUGGUGUCUGUGGCUCGUCCUCCGCAUUGACAGCGCAUUUAUGUGUGCGCAACGAGACCUUGUAGCGAAAUGUCUUCUGGCAGUGCUCACAUUUGUAGGGCAUGACGCCAGUAUGAAUGCGUGUGUGUACCAGAAAGGAGACGCGUUGCCGAAAACAUUUACCUGUGCGUGUAGAGACAUUUUUGGCGGUCGCCCGUGGACCUGCAGCUGACCAUCGGAUCGCAAGGCUUAUAAAAGCUUACGUAAGAGCAUGGAGGCUUUUGAUGAAGUUGGACGAGAAUUGCUCUGAAUCCUACAGGACGAGCACUUUCAUACCCAAGCUGCAGAUCGAGCUAAAGGACACAUCCACACGGGGAUUCGCCCAGUCUGUUCUUGAAUUGGGGCGUCUUCUUCUUCUCUGCUCUCUUCAACGCACCAUCGUCCUGGAGACAGUGGCAUCUGAAUAUCUGACCAAUCAGCAGCUUAAGCACGUUCCUAUCGACAAGUCUUAGUCCAAUAAGAACCGUAGGAUAAGGACAGUAGCUCUAAGUUUUCUAUUUAUUUGAUUAAUUAUUUAUGUUAGUGCGAAAAAAACAAAGUAUUA